This is a messenger RNA of Puntigrus tetrazona (Sumatra barb), 1724 nucleotides long. RefSeq names its product acyl-CoA oxidase-like (gene acoxl). Gene Ontology annotation, biological process: fatty acid beta-oxidation using acyl-CoA oxidase; lipid homeostasis. Gene Ontology annotation, molecular function: acyl-CoA oxidase activity; fatty acid binding; FAD binding. Lineage: Eukaryota; Metazoa; Chordata; Actinopteri; Cypriniformes; Cyprinidae. Gene Ontology annotation, cellular component: peroxisome. The record is from RefSeq and is a predicted model, not a curated record.
CAAACGCGGAAGUGGAGUGUUACAUUUACAGUUACAGUGAAAGUGAAAACACGAGGAACUCAAAGUCAUGUUUUCAUCCGAGAGUCGAAUACGGCCCAGCAGCCUCGCCGGGUAUCUGGACGGGGAGUUUGGGGAGAUUAAAGAUGCUUUUCGUGACGCGAUUUCAACGUGUGAACUGUUUCGGUCCAACAAUUAUGAACUGACUCUGGAUCAGAGCAGAGACCUGACCGCAGAAAGGCUGUAUCACACGUUAAGGCUGCCUUUCAUGAAAGAACACCUUCGAAAUCAGCUAAAAGAGAAGCAAAAAGGCUUUAUAAACAAGAGUUUGAGCAUCACUGAGAUCAUCUGCUCCGCUGACAUGGCCACGGGAGUCAAGCUCGGCGUCGUGUGCGGCCUGUACGGAGGCGCCGUCAAUAACCUAGGCAGUCCAGAGCAGAAGACCAAGUGGUAUCUCCCCAUUUCAGAGUUAGAGUUCACAGGGAUGUUUGCGAUGACCGAGAGGGGCCACGGCAGCAACGUCCGAGGCAUUAUCACCGAGGCCCGAUACGAUCAGUCCACACAGGAGUUCGUUAUUCACACGCCUUCCCAGGACGCUCAGAAAAUGUACAUCGGGAACGCCAUGAAAGGACAUUACGCUGCUGUGUUUGCUCAGCUCAUCAUAAAAGGAGAAUCCCAGGGUCCCCACUGCUUUAUUGUACCCGUGCGUGAUCAGAACGGGCUCAUGUGGCCAGGAGUGACGACCAUUGACAUGAAGCACAAGGAAGGUCUGCACGGAGUUGACAACGGCAUUUUGAUAUUCGAUAACGUUCGGAUACCACGGGACAAUCUGCUGAGAAGGUUUGGUUCUGUCUCCGCCGAUGGUUUGUACCGCUCUCCGGUCCUCAGUAAAAGCAGUCGCUUCAAUGCGAUGCGCGCUCUGACGCCCACCCGCCUCGGUCUCACCGUACAAGCCAUGGCUGCCAUGAAGUUGGGGCUCGUCAUUGCAGUACGCUACAGUCACAGUCGCAGACAGUUCGGCCCGAAGGACCAGGACGAGGUGAAGAUCAUCGAGCACCAAACACAGUAUCUGAGGCUGAUGCCACACCUGGCUGCUGCCCUCGCUCUCACCUUUACCACCAGGUAUGCUGCAGAUUUGUUGGACGAUGCUUUGUGUCAGGGUCAGGACCUUCAGAGCAAUCGCGCUCUGCAAGCUCUCGUCGCGGGACUCAAAGCCUACAGCACGUGGGAGAACGUCGCGUGUCUGCAAGACUGCCGAGAGUGUACUGGAGGCAUGGGCUUUAUGAUGGAAAACCGUAUUCCAUCUCUGAAGUGUGACUCUGUCUUUGUCACAUUCGAGGGCGACAACAUGGUCAUGCUUCAGGUGGUGGUACGAGAGCUGCUGACCCAAUACACCAAACUGAUGGGGAACAACUUCCUGAUGGGACUGAUCAGAAACUGGACCAGCUCAGUGUCAGACAGCCUUAGAACCAGCUUUCUUGGCUUCAGCGCGGAUAAAGUAGGAGACCUAAUGUUCCUGCUGAAAGCGGUGAGCUACAGGGAAAGGUUAUUACAGCGCAGCUUGGCAAGUCGGCUUUACAAUAAGUGACCUUGGAGCAGUUUGCUCUCGCCGUACGAGAGUGCCAUAUCAAAGAGGACCGUGCCUUGCUCACCAAGUUCUGCCUACUUCACGGCACUAGUCUGGUGUAUCAGGAGAGAGCCUGGUAUCUGGAGCACAACUACCUGAC